GAUUGGGCAAUCUCACCGGAAAUAGCAGGAGAAGUCAGCUGCUGCGACCAAAACAAACAUGGCGGCCACAGUAACGACGGUAAACACGUCUAAGCUUUUUGUGUGUUCUCUCCGUCUCUCUUGAUCUUUGCCGGUCAACUUAAUAUACAACACAUAUUGUAAACUGACCAUUUAACUAGUCAAACGUUUUGGAGCAUGUUUCUAAACGGAGAGCCAAAACGAAAACCGGAAAAUAAACGGAAGUGUCUGCCUCUCGUUUGAAACUAAACAUCCGCCACGAUAACGCGUGUGUUUACUAUGUUAGCUCGUCGUUUCAGUCGAACAAACACGAGGAAUAUAUGAACAUGAACUGUAUGCUCCAUUUAACGGAACGAUCCAUCGUGUCAGAUCCCGUCUGACACAAAGAGCAGCAUGAUGUAACGUUUGCGUUAACUAUCGUCUGAGUAUCUCGCCCCGAGCAAAUAAACAAGACAUGGACUUUGCAGUGGAGACAAUCUUAGCUCACUGAGAGGUAAAUAUACAUUACCAUGGGUUUGGUGAACUUUGUAAUCGCCACUGUAGGAAAAUGCCUGGACGCCGUCUGCUUACUGUUGGACGUGAAUUUCCUCAUCGUCCACAGCAUGGUGCGGACAAUCCUUGCGGUUAUCACCUUUAUAACCAGCCUGCCCACCCUUCUCCUCCACUCGGUGGUGGAGUUGGGGGAUUUGGCCGUGUUUUGCUUGGUGUCCAUGGCAGAGGCGACGUCCAACGUCGCCCACAGUACUGUCACCAUGCUGGGGAGCUUGGUGCUGGCUCUGGAGGGGCUGCUCGAGAGCCUGAAGAUGGUGGGUUACCUGUCCAUGCAUGUCCUGCUUCGCGGGAAGGAGCACCUGUGUCGAGGUCUGCUGUCUGUGCUGGAGGGCUGUGGCAUUGCUGUCAGCCUGGUGGUCUACUUCACCAACACUGUGGUCAAUUUUGCACUCAUUGCCACCCAGAACAUUUACACAGUGGUGGUCAGUGUGUGGCAGACUGUCUCCAGCCCACUGCAGACAGUGCUGGAGCUCACGCUGACCUCCUUCACCUUUCUGUACAGCAGCCUGGUUGGGACUUCGGCUUUCCUGUGGUCACCUUGUAAACUCCUGUUGGACUUUUUGGUCUCGCUGGUUCAUAUGUUUGUCAGUAUCUUCAUAUUGAACAUCUACGGUCUCCUGCUCACUGUUACUAUUGCUCUAACUACCACUGCCUACCUGAAUCGAGACCUGACCCGACAGGCCGCUGUGCGAAUUGGAGAUUACAUUAACUUGUUUCCAGCCUUGCACAGACUUAAUCUGGUUUACCACCGCCUCGCCUCAGCCUUGCAGAACGCCCCACGUUUUUUACGUGGUGCCAUGCAGCGUCUGCAAAGAAUAUUCCUUCACCUCUGCCUGCUAGAAAGAGGACUUUGGCAGAAGCUGUCUCGACUGAGCAGCCAGUUAAGUUUAGCUCUGAGGACACAGCUUAGCAGGGACAACAACCGCAGAGUACGCGGCGAUGGCGACCCCAGAGAGGAGAGGAGGGACCCACCUGAUGGAAGAGCAGGAGAUGGAGCACACCAAGAGCUGCUGGACUUGGUUUUCCCAUCAUCAAGCAUAGACAGGCCACUAAAGAAGCAGUCGUCUUCAGGCAAAAACAGUAAACAUCUACCCGCUGAGAAUCUGCUGACCCUGCUGAAGGAGCAAGAGGAAAGGAAGAAGUGUGUGAUCUGUCAGGACCGUACCAAGACGGUGGUGCUGCUGCCAUGCAGGCACCUCUGCUUGUGUAAAGACUGUACGAACAUCCUGUUGAGGCAGCCCAUAUAUCAACAGAACUGCCCGCUCUGUCGGCACAUGAUCCUCAACACUAUGGACGUGUACUUGUGAGGGACCAACAGAAGUGGAUCUGUGGGCCGACUACACUAUCAUUCUCUCUACUUAAAGUGUUACCCCCACUGACACCAUGCUGUAUGACCUGUGCUUUGACUAGGUUGUGUUAAAGGAUAAGUCUGGUAAUUCUGUAAAUUUUUCUUGCCAUCAACAAAUCCCAUGAUAAGCCCAUAAGUAACAACAUGUUAGUCGGUCUGUUAACACGUUCCUGCUUCUCUACCCCGACGGUGGCACUCAGCCCCAAGCCUUUUUCAUUUCUGCUGGGGAUGUAAAUCUUUAACAACGUCUCUAAAAAGUGUUACUCAAACACUGCAAACUGGUGUAAAUGGAAAGGUUUUGACCACUGACAAUUCUGGCUGAUAACAUCAAUCUAUUGUUGGUGUGGAAUUUAUUGGGAUUUAUUGAUAAUCUAAAAUAGAGAACAUUAACAAACUUAUCUUUAACAUUUGAUUUCAGAUCUUUUUGAGUACACAUAAAGAAAACACAUACUGUGUCCCAAUUCCAUCUGACAAUCAACAGCUGUAUACACUGUGUACUAUAUAUAUUAAUCUUUAUAGUAUACUGUUUUUGCAGUCUGGCAUAUAAGAAAUCAACAUACUUAACUGUUUCAACUGAGGGAAUAGGAAAUAACAUAAUACUAACACUGUCAUGACUCCAACAGUAAAAUGCCACUAAUGUAUAAGAACGGUUUCAUCACCAUCCACACAGGGAACAGUUCCUGCAUCUUUGUGCAUUGCAUUGUCGGAGAAUAGUGUUUUUGUCACCUGUGAACACACAACAUACUAAAAUACUGUUUAGAAUAAGUUUGCGUGUGGAUUUGGGACACGGCUAAAGUCUGUUUGGGCACAAAGAUGCACCUGUUUUGCCAUGUUGAGCCUCAGGUCUGGUUGCCAUGGUAACCCGUCAGUGCCCUCCCUGAUGCUGAAACGUCGACCACCGCUCAUGUCUUAAAAUGUUGUGCUUUCAGUGGGCCAAGCUGUGAAGAAGAUACAACUAACACUGCUUUAUUGCAUGAGUAUACAACUGAUUCAACACAUGCUGUAUGAAUGAAGAGUGUAUUACAAGCAACACCAUGACUGUUUUGCUCUGUUAUAAAAAAGCUUUUACCAUUUAAAAAUACUGUAAAUGAGGACCACUUCUCACAGAGCCAUAUAAAGAAGGUUUUCUGUGAUGUGUAUUUUUCCAGUCAAGCUUGAUCAAAUACAGCUUCAUUCCUGUUAUUUGUUCUUUUGAUAGGGCUUAUUCCAGUCUUCCAUCAGAGGCACAUUACAGUCACCACCAACACAUAAUCCAUAGCAGGUUUUCCCUUUCCUUUUGCCAUUUUAAUAAAACAGAUUUAUGUUGUAAAAGAGGACCAUAACCUAAUAAGGCGUUGCAAUUUAAUUUGUUUUUGUUUUUCAUCUGUUGCCGUCAAAACUGAAGUGUUGAUAUUGAUUGUUGUUUACAGGGCAGAGUUGGGACCCCACCAUUAUUAUUGAUACACAAUUUGUAUGAUUUGACUAAUUCGAUUUCUGCAUUGUUUUCGGAGCAAUUACUGACAAUACAAGAGACUUGGCAUUAUAGACUAUUCCUAAAAUGCCAAUGGCAUUCCUAAUUUACGAUUUGCAGUGGACUAAAAAGAGCUCACAUGACCAUUAUGUCUUGCUACGUGCAGUUUGUAUGACACAAUGUGGGACAAUGUGAUUUGAAUACAUGAAUGUAACUUGUGUUUUUUAAAUACUAUAACUGCCACAUAACGGCAGGUUUUCUGUUUAUAAUAAAACAAUGACUGAAACUC
This is a messenger RNA of Cyclopterus lumpus (lumpfish), 3657 nucleotides long. It is a transcript of the gene rnf26, whose product is annotated as ring finger protein 26. The record is from RefSeq and is a predicted model, not a curated record. The coding region runs from base 528 to 1877 and encodes 449 amino acids. The transcript has a single exon. Gene Ontology annotation, biological process: ubiquitin-dependent protein catabolic process; protein ubiquitination. Gene Ontology annotation, molecular function: ubiquitin protein ligase activity. Lineage: Eukaryota; Metazoa; Chordata; Actinopteri; Perciformes; Cyclopteridae.